AUGAAGCUUCCAUUAAUUACUCUUUCUUUCUUCCUAUUUUCUUAUCAAAUAACCUUAUCACAAGAUACUGAUGAACAAGUGAAAGACACAAAUGGAAACCCAAUUUUUCCAGGUGGAAAAUUCUAUAUUAUGCCAGCUAUCUUUGGAUCAACAGGUGGUGGAGUAAGGCUUGGCGAAACAAAUAAUUCAUCAUGUCCAACUACUGUACUUCAAGAUUAUUCUGAAGUUAUCAAAGGUUUACCUGUACAAUUCCAAAUUCCGGGAAUAAGUCCUGGUAUAAUCUUCACAGAUAUAACACGAUUGAAUAUUGUAUUUGUAGAGAAGCCAGAGUGUGUUGAAUCAUCCAAAUGGGUUGUAAUUAGAGAUGGUUUUUCUAGCUUUUCGAUUGGUAUUGGUGGUGUUGAAGAAUAUGGUGAUGGUACUUUAAAAGGUUUGUUUAGUAUUAAGAAACAUGUUUUUGGAUAUAAACUUGUCUUUUGUCCUAGGUAUACUGCUCCACCUGGUGUUUGUCAUGAUAUUGGUAGGUAUGAUGAUGAGAACGGAAGACGUUUGAUUCUUACUGAUAAUGAACCCUUUGAACCAUUUGAAGUUGUGCUUGUUGAUGCCACUGAAAGCUCUAUAUAGUAUUACAUCUAUAUUAAGAAAACACUUCCUGUAAUAAUGUUACAAAAUUGGCACUCUUAAUUUUCGGUCUGUUUUAUCAUUAUUGUGCAAUACUGUAUUGAAUAAGAUCUUUACUAAUAUGAAUAAAAUCCCCAUGCUAUGUAUUGUAUGGAUAAUAAGUAUUCUCUUAUUCACAGUUCUAAUUUCUAUUUUCAUUUUUGAAUGGGAAAUAGUGUAAAUAAAAAGAGUAAAGAGAGAAUUGAAUAUAAGAAGUACUCAUUCACUUCUAGAUUAUUCCGACACGGAACCAAAAAUUGAUGAAGAAAACAAUUUGGUAGACACCAGGUGGAGCAGUAAACCUAGGACAAAACACAAGUUUUGAAUAUGAUGGUGCAAGACUACAAUUUGGCAUAGCGGGGUGUGCCAACUAAGUUAUCACUUAAACACCAAAAUUUUUGAAGCCAAUGAGGUGUAACUUGCAAGAAUGAAUGAAAAAGUAUAUGUUAUGAUCUGCAGGCCAACUUAAAUUAUGAUAUUGGGAUCCAACGUGGAAGACGAGAGAUUGCAUAUUGGAUAUGAUGGCUAAUGAUGAGCAAUGGUUUGGAUUCGACGUGUGGUCCUCCAGUAAAAAACUACUUUCUCAUUGUCCCCUGCAAAAAUACUUUGCAUUAGGCCUUUGGCGUUGUACCGGUCUUGUUGGGCCGUUUGCCUCGUCAAAAAUAGUUCCCCUAAGUCCUAGCUACCAUGCAUGAAGCUAAGAUUGUCAUGGAAGCUUUGAAACUGGCCUCAGUAUCGAUCUUCUUCUUCGUCUUGACGUGUACAAAAAGUUCUGUAGGUUUCAAAGGACAAAUUGUGGAACUGGGACUUGGAAACUAAAGCUUUUCAUAGUUUCUCCAUAUGACCCUAGGUUUUAGGGAUAAAGUGUGGAGCUAUGUGCUUUCAAAUAGAGUCAUUUGUUGAUGAUUUUAGUAGCAGAUGAUCCUUGGUGGUUUUGAUGCUGAUAACACACCUAAUGUCAAUCAGUGUUUGAAGAAGUCAUUGAAGAUCUUUGAUCUAGCAACCUCUGGUAAUAAAGUCUAACAAAGAAGUCAUCUCAAACCUCAUCAGAUAGAAGUCAAGUUGCAGAUGAAGUACUGCUGAAUCCAUGGUUAAUUUAGCAAUGGAUCUUGAAACUUUGAGGUUGUAAAAGAGAGGAAUUGUGAAAACUCGUCUGUUUUUGAGUUUAA
Molecule: messenger RNA, 1829 nt
Organism: Vicia villosa (hairy vetch)
Lineage: Eukaryota; Viridiplantae; Streptophyta; Magnoliopsida; Fabales; Fabaceae
Product: kunitz-type trypsin inhibitor-like 2 protein
Exons: 1
Coding region: 1-624 (207 amino acids)
Molecular function (GO): endopeptidase inhibitor activity
Source: RefSeq, a predicted model, not a curated record